Molecule: messenger RNA, 3820 nt
Organism: Phyllopteryx taeniolatus (common seadragon)
Lineage: Eukaryota; Metazoa; Chordata; Actinopteri; Syngnathiformes; Syngnathidae
Gene: skib
Product: v-ski avian sarcoma viral oncogene homolog b
Exons: 7
Coding region: 379-2349 (656 amino acids)
Biological process (GO): negative regulation of BMP signaling pathway
Cellular component (GO): nucleus
Molecular function (GO): DNA-binding transcription factor activity, RNA polymerase II-specific; SMAD binding; RNA polymerase II cis-regulatory region sequence-specific DNA binding
Source: RefSeq, a predicted model, not a curated record
GAGAGAGAGAGAGACUGGGUGGCACAUUUGAGACGCACAUUAGGAGUGCGUAAAACGACUGUGGAAGGCGUAAGAAAUAAGACUUGUGCUUGUGCUUAGAGUUUAUUUUUCCCAGUGUGGAAGUUGUUUAUUUAAAGACAGAGAAAGAGAGAGAGCGAGAGAGAGAGAGAGAGAGGACAAGCUCUUGUGGAUCUUUUGUUUGUUUUUUCCCCCCCCCUGUAUGGGCCGCACCGGGAAGGGAAGCUGCUCCUUGUCCGGGGGAAGCUGUCUGACUGGCGGCGUGGAAAUGCUCAGCGCGGACGCAGAGUGAACGAGACGCCUCGAAGCAACCAAAUCGAGCAAAGUUGUUCUACUCGUCAACCCUUCAAGAAAAGGAAGAUGGAGGUGAGCAGCUUCCAGCCUCACCCUGGACUUCAGCAAACUCUGAAGCAGUUCCACCUGAGCUCCAUGCGCUCGCUCAGCGGUCCGGCGGCGUUCUCCGCCCGCUGGCCCCACCAGGAGUCCCUGUUCAAGGACGCCAAAGCCGAGAUGGCGCUCGCCCUGCCGGCCCACACUCCCCCGGCCAUGUCCGGGCCGCUCUUCAUCCCGUCCGACCGCUCCACGGAGCGCUGCGAGACGCUUCUGGAGCGCGAGCCCAUCUCUUGCUUCGUGGUGGGCGGCGAGAAGCGCCUGUGCCUGCCGCAGAUUCUCAACAGCGUGCUGCGGGACUUCUCCCUGCAGCAGAUCAACUCGGUGUGCGACGAUUUGCACAUUUACUGCUCGCGUUGCACGGCCGACCAGCUGGAGAUCCUCAAGGUGGUGGGCAUCCUGCCCUUCUCGGCGCCCUCCUGCGGUCUCAUCACGCAGACGGACGCCGAGCGCCUUUGCAACGCGCUCAUCUACGGCGGCUCGUACCCUCCGCCGCGCCGCCGGGGAGCCGGCAAGGAGCUGGAGCGCACCGAGGCCAGCUUCCGCGUGUACCACGAGUGCUUCGGCCGAUGCAAGGGCUUGUUCGUACCGGAGCUCUACUCGGGCCCCGGCGCAGCCUGCGUGCAGUGCCUGGAUUGCAGGCUCAUGUUUCCGCCGCGGAAGUUCGUGGUGCACAGCCACAAGCGGCUGGAGAACCGGACGGUGCACUGGGGCUUCGACUCGGCCAACUGGAGGGCCUACGUGCUCCUGGACCCGGACUACAGCGGCAAAGAGGAGAAGGCGAGCCUGGAGCGGCUGCUCAGGGACUUAAAGGGCAAAUACGACUUGACCGUCAAGUCGUGCAGAUCGCUGAGCCCUAUCACAGCCAAGCGGCCCAAACUGGAAAAAUUGCAAUCUCCAUCAUCUGACAGCGAACGCAAAGCCGAGUGGCUCCAGUCACUGUCCAAGUCCACUCACAAGGACCUGAAACAAGUCCAGCUAAAGCAGAGGCCUUCAGCAUUCCGGCCUUGGUCUCCAAAAGCAUCCGAGAGGGAGAAACCAGCAGUUCAGAGUGAGCAGGAGAGGUCCCAUUUUAAGAGUCAGGAGACUUUGGCACAAGCUCCCGCAGGCCCUCUGGUGCAUCCUGACGACAGCCACGCUCCUGGCAGGGGGACCUCAACCAUCCAACAAGAAGUGCACAAUGGCGACACGCAAGCUGCAGCACCCAACCCUGACGACAUGGACACGGACGGAGAGAUCGACGUGGAUGACUGUGAUGAUCGUACGCUGCUGGCGUCCUCCCUCGCUUCACCACCCUCAGCCUGCAACAGUGCCCCUCAGACGCUGACCCCCGAGACCGCAGGUGCCUCUCCGCCUCAGGAGGCGCCAACCUGGCUGUCAGGGCAUGUCUGCCCUGAGAUGGACGCUCUGAGACAGACGCUCUACACUGGUGUGGACACCAAAGAGGCUCGAGAGAAAUUCCUGCAGGAGGUGGUCAAGAUGCGGCUGAAGCAAGAGGAGAAGCUGGCGGCCGCCAUACAGGCUAAACGCAACCUGCAGCAGGAGUUGGAGUUUGUGAGAGUGGCCAAGAAAGGCCGCCUCCGCGAGGCCGUGGAGGCAAAGAGGAAUCUGCGGAAGGAGAUCGAGCGCCUCCGCGUGGACUGGGAAAGGAAGAUCAGGGAGGCAGAGGAGGCGUGCGGCCGACUCAAGAGGGAACUGGCGCACGAGAGGCAGCAGCGAGGCUGCGACAAAGGAUGCGAGUCCGAGCGACUCCGCGUCAAGUACGCCGCCCAGAUCGACGAGCUGCACUCUCAGCUCCAGCAGGCCGAGGCGGACCGCGAGCAGCUGCGGAGGGAGCUGCAGCAGGAACGGGAGGCGCGGCAGAGCCUGGAGAGCGUGGUUCGAGACCUGCAGUGCCAGCUGGCGGCGCAGGAUACGACGCCACGCAGCACUCCAUCCUAAAGUGGAGCCCAAGAAAAAAGACACAAACAAUUGAAUAAGAGUACUUGUAUGUAUCUAGGAUGAAUGAAAAAGAUGGUGAGUUUUAAGGAAAGGAAAACUGGAUGAGAAAGCAUGAUGUCCAGGACUCCAUCAGUGACUGUUUUUGCUAUAAGCUAAUUGGAGAGAGGCCACAUCACACUUACUUGAAUAUGAAGGGAAUAGUCACACAGUCAACAAUGGUGCCACAAAAGUAUUGGUACACUCCAAGGUGUCACUGCAGACCACUGGACCCAAGAGACACCCGUUUACCACUAUUCGCUUUUAAUAUCAGCUUGCUUUUAUUAUAUUAUAUAUAUAUAUAUAUAUAUAUAUAUAUAUAUAUAUAUUCAACUGUAGAGGAUGUACUUUUAAAGAUAGCCUAUAUUGCUUGUUUAUUUCAUAGGCGAGAAAAGCAGCCAUAUACUGAUGUGUACGCAUUUAAAGCCGAAGUAUUGGAUGCUUUAUAUAUAUAUAUAUAUAUAUAUAUAUAUAUAUAUAUAUAUAUAUAUAUAAUAAUGUAACUCAGCUUAAUAUCUUCUUCUACAUUCUUAUUUUUUAAAAUAUGCUCUCCUGUCAGCAAUUAACGCUCUCCUAAAAGACACACACACAAAAUGAGAAAAAGUGUUUUUUGGUUUUUUUUUUCUUUGGAAUGCGGUACCUCUGUUUUUUGUAUUUAGUACUGUAAUUACAUUUAUAUGGCUCAUUUGAAAGCAUUCGUUUUUAGGGCUCUUAAAUCAACAAAUGGCGUUUAUAUGAACAGCAUUUCUACGUAUAUAAAAUGCAAAACGAGCAUAUAUUUUUUUACUUCAGGAAAAAAAAAAAAUCAAGGAAUUGCACUUUUUGAACAAACCUCACGUUGCACCCACCUGUUACACGAUUCAGACAAAUUCAAAUGAAACACUCGCUCACUCAGUAUGCUCUGAUGUAAAUACAACAAUAUUGUAAAUAAGAUUUUGUUGCUUGCUCCUGAUUUUUUUGUUUUGUUUUGCUCUUACUUGAAACCAAAAAGAGACUAUAUUUGGAUUUUCGAAGCAGCCUAGUAUCACACGAACAGGGCAUUUAACAGACUUUGGAUGAAACCCAUCAAAACAAGUUACCUUUGAUUGUUUAUUUGAGAUAAAUAGAGUAUUAUAAAAGAUAUAUAUCGACGCUACUGACCAAAAAUCUGAAACACAAUUAAAAUGUCUGUACUUGCCACUCGGAUUUAGAGUAGAAACCAGGCUUUGGUGUUCUCGCCUAGUUUAGACAAGAAACACAUGUAUGUUUUAUCAACUUCCUCAUCAUGUUACCCUGGCUCAGUAUUUGUUGGGUACAGUGUUAUAUAGCACUCGCAGUUUUCUUACUGUAGCUCAUGCUCUUGUAGUUUUGGUUUGGAUAUAGGCUUUAUUCUUCUUAUUUUUCCCCCUUCAGAAAAUGUGUAUAAUACCAAUAAAAAAUCUAAGUCAAUCAUAAA